Fusarium oxysporum Fo47 is the source of this 981-nucleotide messenger RNA. RefSeq lists its product as uncharacterized. Bases 1 to 981 code for a protein of 326 amino acids. NCBI's taxonomy places the organism in Eukaryota, Fungi, Ascomycota, Sordariomycetes, Hypocreales, Nectriaceae. The transcript is spliced from 3 exons. The record is from RefSeq and is a predicted model, not a curated record.
AUGAUGAUUGACGUCUAUGGGAACUCUGCGCUGACGAUUGUGGCUGCACACGCACGCGAUGGCACGGAAGGUCUGUUCUGUAAUCGCCCUCCGCUGGGCACUAAAGCACCUAUCAUCGACUGUUCAUGGGGGCCUAAUUCGAAACCUGAGCCAUACUGCCUCGUAGAUCACCGUUUAUGGAUUAGUAGCGUUGAGAACAGUCACCCAUCCUCAAGGGCCUGGACAGUUCAAGAGCACUUUCUCUCAACAAAAUGCCUAUAUUUCACAGAGCAUCAGAUAUUCUAUCGCUGUGCCACCCACGGAGUCUGCGAGUCUUUUCCAGCGGGUGAAACGCCUUCGCAGCUCAUUGAGAAUACGGCUCUACAAUCCGUCAAAAGCAACCUAGAGCCCAGGGAGAAAGCAUGUCUUACAAAGGACACGGAUAAAAUCGUUGCUGUCGCUGGUAUAGUAGAGAACCUGCGCGCUGCUUUGAGGGACGAGUAUCUGGUUGGCUUAUGGAGGAGUAAUCUAGUCCACGAACUGCUGUGGCGAUCAUCUUCAAAUGGUGGUGAUCAGUCAAGACCGGAUCCUUGCCUCGCUCCGACUUCGUCUUGGAUGGCAGUCAAAGGAGUUGGCGUGGACAUCAACUCGACAAUUUGUAGCUCAGGAUGUAAUCAUCACAUCAAUAUCAUCCACGCCUCAGUCGACCUCGUUGAUCCUUCGAGACCAACUGGGGAUAUACACCAAGGCUCAAGGAUCCUUCAAAUUCGGGGUUCUCUCAAACAAGUGUACUGGUCUCCGAGUAAAUACUCCGAUGGAGACUGGCGCAAGUAUCAAAUCACGUUUGAGGGCGAACAGAAGGGUGCAUUGACCACUACACACCCGGAUUAUCUCGAGGACUCUUUAACGGAUCGGAGAAUUUUCUUGCUACCAGUACUAUCAGCGGAAGAGGGGCAGAGCCCGGAUAUACGAGCGCGUUGGACACUAUACCAUGAGCAGUGA